CCGGGAAAGUGAGACCAUUGAAUCGUCGUCGACUGUCAAAGAGACACGCGUUCCUCGUACGACAACAUGAAGUUCUAUCUGACUCUUCUUAUACUCGCCCUCGUGGCCAUUAUUCACCAUCCAACCGCUGCGAACAGCGUGUGUCCGCAAGAAAAUUGUCUGGAUCUAUCGAAAUGCGAUGAUUUAGUCGUUGGUGGAACGUGUCCACAAUCUACUGAUUCUUGUUGCAGUGUUGUUAAAAUGGAGCACAGAACUCACUGCCGUCAUUUCGGGGGCGAAUGCCUGGACUCUUGCGCUCAAACUUUGCAACACACAGUGGUCGAUUGUUCAGCGGACAAAGUCUGUUGCACGUUAGUCUAAACGAACAAAGAAUGUCUCUGUAUUUCUAUCUGUGUAGCGUUUAACAUAAGCGAUUAGUUUAUGGCAUAGGAUGUUCGUUUACGACUUGCAUGGAAUAUCGUAGUACGAUAGAAAAGCAAUUUAAUUGGUUUUACAAUUACAACGGUAAACGGCUGUUCGCGUACCCGUAUGGUGAAUGAAAAAUCGUACCCGCCUGGAGAUAAUUGCACGGGGCACUGUCACGGAUGUGGGACUCGUAAAAAUUGCCACCAAUGUUAACAUCGUUAUUCGCAUAAACGAUUCCUGCGUUUAUUUCAACAGCCGGAAGAUUUGUGUGUACGAGUGUGUGAUUAUCGAUGUUCGGUGAGGAUAAAUAGUAUUUAUAAUAAAAUGAUUAAUGGGUAACGUGAAA
Messenger RNA from Osmia bicornis bicornis, 751 nucleotides. RefSeq lists its product as uncharacterized. The record is from RefSeq and is a predicted model, not a curated record. Lineage: Eukaryota; Metazoa; Arthropoda; Insecta; Hymenoptera; Megachilidae. The transcript is spliced from 3 exons. The coding region runs from base 67 to 360 and encodes 97 amino acids.